Molecule: messenger RNA, 1386 nt
Organism: Closterium sp. Naga37s-1
Lineage: Eukaryota; Viridiplantae; Streptophyta; Zygnematophyceae; Desmidiales; Closteriaceae
Source: the annotation of a GenBank genome assembly
AUGAGCGCUUUGCCGACCUCCGCCCACCUCCCUCGCCCCGCCCGUCGCCCUCGCCGCCUCCCCGCCCGUCGCCCUCGUUCCUCCGCCCGCCCUCGCUUCUCCCAUCCCGUCGACCUCGCUUCCCUCGCCCGUCGACCUCACUUCCCUCGCCCGUCGCUCUCGCUUUCCCCGCCUACCACCCUCGCCUCGCCCGUCGCCCUCGCCGCCUCCCCGCUCGUCGCCUUCGGUUCCUCCGCCCGUCGCCCUCGCUUCCCCCGCCCGUCGCCCUCGCUUCCCCUCUUCAUCGCUCGCCCGGUCGACCUUUCCUCUCCCACCUGUCGCUGCGUCGACGUCGUUCUCAUUCCCGCCGCCGACUCUUCAUCGAUCUUCCAUCUUAUUCGCCCUCUCUUCCUCUCCCCGUCGCCCAUGCCCAUUCCCCUCUCUCGCAUCGACGUCCUGUUUCCCCCCUUCAUUGCGCUCAGUUUCCCCCCUUCAUUGCGCUCAGUUUCCUUCAUGAAUGUCCUCCGUCACCCCCCUGCGUACCCUCCCCCCUUUCCUAUCAUCCCUUCACCCUCUCCCCUCUCUUUCUAUCUCUAUCGAUCCCUCCCUCCUCUCUCUCCCUCAUGUCCCCCCUCCAACCCCAUAUUCCUUUCCUUCCCCUCAUGUCUCCCUUUUCUUCCCCCCAGUCUAGGCCAGCAUCCUUCCCGCCUACCCUCUUCUCCCUGUUCCACUCUCUUCUUAGCGCCUCUCUCUCUCCUACUCCCGUAUCCCCUAUCUACUGCCUUCGCCAAGCCUGACUGUCCUCCUCUCUUCCCCCUCUCCUCUCUUCCCCCUCUCCUCUCUUCCCCCUGUCCUCCUCUCUUCCCCCUGUCCUCCUCUCUUCCCUCUCUCCUCUCUUCCCCCUGUCCUCUCUUCCCCCUGUCUUCCUCUCUUCCCCCUGUCCUCCUCUCUUCCCCCUGUCCUCCUCUCUUCCCCCUGUCCUCCUCUCUUCCCACUGUCCUCCUCCCUUCCCCCUCUCCCCCUCUCUUCCCCCUGUCCUCCUCUCUUCCCCCUGUCCUCCUCUCUUCCCCCUGUCCUCCUCUCUUCCCCCUGUCCUCCUCUCUUCCCCCUGUCCUCCUCUCUUCCCCCUCUCCUCUCUUCCCCCUGUCCUCCUCUCUUCCCCCUGUCCUCCUCUCUUCCCCCUGUCCUCCUCCCUUCCCCCUCUCCCCCUCUCUUCCCCCUGUCCUCCUCUCUUCCCACUGUCCUCCUCUCUUCCCCCUCUCCUCCUCUCUUCCCCCUCUCCUCCUCCUCCUCCUCCUCCCUUCCUCCCCUCUCAUCCCUUCCCCCCCACUCUCUUCCCUUACUUCCCACUCUCAUCCCUUCCUCCCCUCUCUCAUCCAGUCCUUCUCACAUUCCCUCUCAUUGUGA